UUGUAAAAUAAUUCCUGUAACGUGUGACACGGAAUAGGCCAUAUAAUAAUCCCAGUUUGUAUAAACUUGUCUCAGGAAUUAUUGUGACCUUUAAAACGCGAGCUGAACAUGUUUUGAGGGCUGUUUCAGGGCUUGCUAAUGCUAGCUAACAGCAGCUAACUCGUCUAGCCAGCUAGCUCCUUUCGGUUAGCAGCAGCCUUGCUAGCUAGGAAAGCGCCUGUUUUCUCUUGAUUUUCCUUUCUCUCUCCUCUGAGAAGGCACGCGCCGCCCGGCUCUGUGCAGGAAAUACAUCAACUCAACAAAAUGAAGCUGUGUGCCGGUUAGUUUCUGGUCCGGAUGGCGGAGGACCAGGGUCACCAGCGGGCCGAGGCGUCCCGGCGGGGGGAGGGGGGUCUGGAGGGGGGGGAGGGCGACACCGAGCCCAGCAUGCUGCUGCAGAAACUCAAGAGCAACAUCUCGAAGAACGUACAGACCAAAGUGGAUCAGAUCCUGCAAGAUGUUCAGCGAUUCUCCGACAACGACAAGCUCUACCUGUACCUGCAGCUGCCGUCAGGCCCCAGCUCCGGAGACAAGAGCAGCGGUGGCGACUCCAGUUCAUUCAACACAGCCGACCAGCUUCACACCUGCAACUGGAUCCGCAGCCACCUGGAGGAGCAUUCAGACACCUGCCUGCCCAAACAGGACGUCUACGAGACCUACAAGCGGUACUGUGAGAACCUGCAGCAUCGUCCUCUGAGUGCGGCCAACUUCGGGAAGAUCAUCAGAGACAUUUUCCCCAACAUCAAGGCUCGGCGGCUCGGCGGCAGGGGACAGUCCAAGUACUGCUACAGCGGCAUCAGGAGGAAGACGGUGCUCAACAUGCCUCUGCUGCCCAACCUGGACCUGAAGAACGACCCGUCGGAGCUGACGGAGCUCGUCCAGACGUACAAACAGGAAGUGACAGAGGCGGCGUGCGAGCUGAUCUGCGACUGGGCGCAGAAGAUCCUGAAGCGUUCCUUCGACACCGUGGUGGAGAUCGCUCGCUUCCUGGUGCAGGAGCACAUCGUGAACCCACGCUGCAGUCAGGCGGAGCUCGUCACCUCCGCUGCACUCGCAGGAGGUCCAGCCAAGCCCCACAAGGUCAUCAAGAAAACACCUGUCUCCUCUAAAGGAGGCGGAGCCGAGAGCGAAGGCAGUGCCACCGACUUAAAGAGAGAUAAAGAAGGUGGAGACUCCUCUUCUUCGGCCAAACUUCAGCCUGGAGACAAAUCAGGAUCAGCAGCCAAACCUUCCUCGCUCGACGCUCCUCCCCCUCCCUCCUCCUCUUCCUCUCUGCGCCCUGCGGUGGAGGCCUUCAUGAAGCACUUACCCAGAAUCCUCCCUCGGAGCUCCGUUCCCGACAAGACCCAGCUCUCUGUUCGCUCCUCCCCGCCGUCCCUGGCGCCCAAAGACACCUCGGUCGUCGGGGGGGCGUCUGGAGGCGGAGGCCCGACCGCCGCCGCCAGCGGUGGUGGGGUGAAGGUCAUCGCCAUGGCAACAUUACCCCAGCAACAGGGCGGGGCGGUUCCGGUGAUGAUUCUGCCCCAGGGCUGUCUGUCGUAUGCCGAGAGGGAAAAGGUUGCCCCGCCCCCACCGCCUCAACCUCCUGCUCCUCCUGCACAGCAGCAGCAACACGCGCCGGUCACCGUUGCCCCGGCGGCGCCCACCUCUGUGGUCCAGAGGGCGCGAGGGAACGCCAACAAGCGCCCCCUGGAGUCAGUGGCGUCGGGCGCGGGCGGCGGCACGGCCGGGGUUUCCACCAGUUCUGUCACCAGCGCUCCUCCGGUGAAACGGAAACGCGGCCGACCGAGAAAACCUCGGCCGGAGGACGCCCUUCCCCCUCCGCCUCCUCCUCCUCCACCACCUCCCCCUGCUGCUCUUCCUCCACAGCCUCCUGCUCCUCCUGCGUCCUCCUCCCACCCUCCUAUCAUCACCUCCCUCACUGGCGGAGUCAUCCAGAAAGCCUCGUCCUCCUCCUCCCAGCAGGUGGUGGAGCUGGUCUUCCAGGACCAGCAGGGUUUGGUUCUGACGGGCCAGCUGCCGGCCGUGUCGGACCCGGGCCACCCGCUGACCGUGGAGCACCGCGGGGUGGUGGUGCAGUGCCAGGCGGGUCAGGCUGCCGAGCCGGACCGCCACGCCAGGCCCCUGCUGCUGCUGCAGAGCACGCCCACGCCCAGCUGGGACCUGGCAGGCUCAGGUCGCACCGCCAUGGUGGAGGUCAUCCAGAGGGCGCCGAGACCCGGAAACAACAACAAUAGCGGCGUAGCCACUGCUGCUCCACCUGCAGCGCACCAUCCUCUUCCUCCUCCUCCUCCUCCUCCUCCCGCUCUUCCUCCUCCUGCUCUUCCUCCCCCUAAGCACCAUGAGGAUCGUGGGGAGGUGGAGAUAACGCUGACGCCGGUGGAGCCGCAUGCCACUCUGCACAUCAGCACCCCACCUUCCUCCUCGUCUUCCUCCUCCUCCUCGUCUGCCGGCUCCUCUGUGUCCACAGCGGUGCAAGUUGAGGUUAAGGUUGAGGAAGAGGAGCCAGCGAAGAGUAGCAGCACCUCCUCUAAGAGAGAAGGACACUAGCCCCGGUCCUCCUCCUCUCCUUCUCUCCUCGUCAUUCAUUUUCAUAUUUUUCUGCUCCCCUUGCUCCCGUCUGUCUGACAUUAAACUCCCAUCCUGCCCUUCUUCGUCGUCACCUACAAGCUUUUAACAAGCUCUUACCUCACCUGACAGCCUCUCUCUCUCUAACUCUCAUCCGUUGGUGGAAAUCCCAGGUCGGCUGCCGCAGGCGGCCGAUCGAGGAGGAUAAAUGAAGCCAAAACCACUAGUAACUAACCUUCCAUCGGCUCCCCUUGCACUUGUAAAGACACUGCCGGGAGCAAACCUCCAGGCAGGUGGCAACCAUUUUGCUGUGAUUCUUUAAACUGCAUGUUUGUCUGUGUUUUGACUGUGGGUGGAAACGAGAAUAAUGACUCUGGACUCCUGAGGUGGCCGGGCCUGAGGGAAUACUCUGCUUCCUCCGCUGCCUUCUGCCUCCCUUCCUCACUUCCCUCCAGCCUCACUUCCCUCCUCUCUUGAUUUCUGAAGCGCUGGGGAGUAAAGGUCGGUCAGAGCAGGAUAUAUGAUGCCCUGCCUUUUUCUGACCAUCAGUGAUUUUGCAGAGCAGAAUGCAGAUAGAAGAAAGGAACGGGAGGGGAAAGUGAAAGGGAAAAGGAUGGAAGGAAGACAUGUGGAAGCAGGACUGGCAGGAGGGAAGGAGGCGCGUGUUUAGUAUUGAGUCAGGCCCCGGACCGAGUUCAGCCUGAAGUCGCUAGAGAGAAGAUAUUACGGGUCAGAGCCUUGUAAAGGUUCUUUUGUGCUAAAAAAAAUUAAAAAAAAAAAAAACCUCUUCUGCAGAGCUGGGCCUCGAUUCACCUUCAAUUCAAACGGAGGAUUCUCAGUCAAAUAAUACUUCAAAAAAGAAAGAGAGUUUGAGGAUGUUUAAUUUUAUACGACUUUUAAGUGGAGCGGCUGAGAGCGAACGUGGUGUCACGGCAGGCUUGGAGAGUCUGGAAAUGUACAGCAAAAGCUUUUUUUUCUACAAGCCUUUAAUUGAACAAGGAGGUCUGGAAAAGUAUGGAAAGGUUGCAGCGACGUGGAAAAAAAAAAGAUUCAGUCAAGAGAAUGAAUUGGACUUUUGUAUUGAAUGGGAAUCGAAGCGCAGCCCUGCUCUCUUCAAAGAGCUCUUCUGUUCUACACAGCUUUGGUUUGUUGUGUUUUUAUUGGUUUUAGUCUGUAGAUAGAUAGGCGUGUAUGCGUGUGUGUCUGUGUAUGUGUGUGUGUGUGUGUGUGUGUGUGUGUGUGUGUGUGUUCGAACGGCUUCCCAGAAACGUGGCAGCAGACAGGGGUGGCUGUUCUCCCCAAGGCACUUCUAAUUACAAAUUGCCCAAAAGUACUACAUUAAGUGUUGCGUGAGUUUAAAAAAAAACAAACAAAAAAAACAGAAAUUAAUUUAUUUAUUGAGCUACUUUUUUUUUCCUAGGAAGAGUUUUGGCCAAUCGGAGUUUUUAUCGGACGACAAAACAAAAUGUUCAGAUCUGCUCGCCAAGGAUGAAAUCGCCUCGCGUGGUUCCUUCGUCAGAGCUCACCGAGGAGGUGGGAGUCGUCUUUUUGAUUUUCUGUAAUAUUGUUCAAAAUCUCAAAGAAACACCAGCUGAUCGACAACACAGCUGACUUUUACAGUGUGUGUGCGUGUUUGUGUUUUAAAGGUGCAUUCCCCCUUAUUCUGCCCGGCGACAGCGGCCGGGCCUGCCAGUGUUUUUUAGACGUGCGAUGUUGAAUGUUUUGUUUUUUCUCCUUUUACCCCGACAUGCUCUCAAAGUGAGAGAGACGCCAUCUUGUGAUACUGACAUUAGCACUUACUGAUCCCUGGUUGAGGUAACUCUGCGUUCACGCCGCCGGCAGCUGCGUCAUCGUGCCGCCGUCUCGCCGCCGUUAGCGCGUGAUUCGCUGCCUGUUGGUGGUGUCAUCAGCACGGGGUUUCAGGUAACACACCUGCACAGCGGCAGCUCGGUUUCAGAGGCUGCGAUUCCAUCCGUGCAGUGUUUAAAUUUCAGAACUUGUUUUGUUUUUUCAAAUUCAGUUUGACUUUGCAAACCACGAUUCAAGUCAACAAUUCAAUGUAUUUUUAAGCAACGUUUUUUUCAUAAUCAUGACUGAAUUGAUCCAGAGUUUUUCAUAUUGUUUAGGCCAAGGUCAGAGCCGUUCAUUCUAUUUCUUUAUUUCAGCAGAUUGAUGCUGCUAAAUCGGCAGAAUUUGCAAUUGCCGGUUGCUUUUGUUUUGCCUGUCAUGGCGCUGCAUUGUUCUGAGAGAGCACCGAUUAGGGAACAUCUGUUUGAAGAUGGAUGCAGCCAUUUUUCAAGCCUCGGUUUUUCAGUCAUUUGCUCUCGUCGUGUCUCAAACAGAAGCUGUAGAAAACUGUGCGUAUUGCAUUUUUGUAAGUGAAACCAGAUCGUCGCUCAGCCCUACAGGAGAUGAACGAACGGACGACGGCUUCUUGAUUUGUCGCUCGCCGAUGGUUCUCCGUUUGUCGGAGAUGAAACUGAGCGCGCGCUGCUGUCGCUGGCGGUGUGAACGCAAAGCAGAGGAAGGAGUGAUGAGGAACAGAGGCCAAAUCUAGAGACGGGAGAGAAAUGAGCGUCUUGGCUUUCGGUCUUUCCACCCGUCUCUCGGCAGAAAUCCUGACUCGCGCUGCACAGACUUGAGGCCAAAAACUGAACGUUCUCCAGAGCAGAAACGCUUUUGUAUCAGGAAGAUAAAACAUGCACUUUGUUCAGAUAUCUGAAAUGUUGGCGUACUGUUUCGCCCAAGCAAAGGGUUCAAAAGAAUUUAAAAUCAGUUUAAUUGUUUAUACUGUUUUCGAUUUUAAACCACAUAUAUGUGAACAGUUUGUUUUUGAGGAAGGGCAAAAAAUAAAAAUGGUGCGGUGGGUUUCUGUCCGGUUUCCAGGGGCCAAAACUCUUGAGAAGCUUAACCCUUUGAAACCCAGGAGCCCGCGGGUUUAACAUAAUUAUUAUUAUUUUUUUUAAAUCUUAGUGACAACCUUGUGCUUUUCCAGUUUUUGGUUGGUGAUUUGCUCAUUGCCUUUUCUUUCCCAUAUUUUUGAAAGAAAUCAAAUGACUUGGCUCAGGUUUCAAAGGGUUAAACGACCACCGACGUUUCAGUUGAAGCAAACAGACGACAGAAAUGUUGAAACCCCCGACAGCGCCGCCUGGAGAGACCGAGGGACAGACCUCAAAGUGUGUGAACAUACCGAGGUUUUCCUUCACUGUUGAAAAAAAAAAAAAAAAUGGCACCAGCUCAGGCACAAAAAAGUCAAAGCACAAACCGAUGAGCCAAGUAGCACUAAAAAGUAGAUUUAGCUUCAAAUGCCGCAGGAUAAGUAGAGCUUCUCAUAGACAGCUAGCUUCUGUAGCAGUGACAUUUACGCUAGACGAUUAGCCGGCUAACCAGCUUCGCGUGCGCCGUUGUGUGUUGCCAUGUCCUUUGCACUAACAGGCUCUUCCUGAUCACCAUUGUAACUGUCUGGAUCAGCAGUGUGACAUCACCUCACGGCGUCCGCGGUGAUAAACGACUGGCACGACCCUCCAGGAAGACAGACCUUCACCGCUUGUCAUCGUCGCUUCUUGUGUUUUCUCGGAAAAGGCUCCUUUUUUUUGCCACAGACUCGUUUUCCUUUUGAUUUUUCUUGGAAUUCCUGUCGAUGGACUUCCUUUCUUCUUGGGGCCGCUUCCUGCUCAAGCUCAGUUCUUCCUCUGUUUAUUCCAUAACGCAUCACUUCCUGUUCCUGUGCAGCAGGAAGGAGCUGCCAGACACCGAGGCUUUGGAACAGACAACGCAAGAUUGAAUUUGCACGUGAGCUGGCCGAAAAUGCUGCGGGUUAUUGCUUAAAAUCUUAGAACCGUUCGUGCAACCCCUAAAAUAACCUGAAGAAUCCUGCUGCAUUGACUUUAUCUUCCUUUUCAAAAGCUUGAGAGGAGAAUGAAUUAAGGCACAUAGACCCCGCCGUCUCUUUCGCCGUAGUGACUUAUUCACUGUAGUAUCAUGUAAAAAAACAAAACAAAACAAAUUUAAAGAGUAACUAAAGCCCAAACCCAAAUGUGGGUGAAGCCUGACCUCUACUGGUGGAGACUUCACACAGAUUUGGGUUUGGAAAAAAUCAAACAGAUUUCCAAAAAUAUUCUAUUUUUCUAUCAAAAUAUUAAAAAAUAUCAUUAUUAUUAUUAUUUGGCCUCCUGGAGGACAGUGUAUCUUUAGUGGAAAAUCAAUUGUGAACCAAACUCUCAUGGAUUAUUUCUGGCUCCGCCUCUCGGGCCUAAUACACACCACCCUUUCAUCCCAGUGGUUGACUUUAUCCAUGUGAAUCUGAAUUUGCUUGUGAACAAAGCAGUUUUUGAGCAGACUGUCGCUGCAUUAUGCCCCGCCCCAGCUUCCUGUUUCAGUCAGAAAGAGGUGAAAUCCCUGGAGCGGGACGCCGUUGAAAAGCCGCUUCCCCUGUCGUGACGUGAAACUCACCACUUCCCCAGACAGAAUGUCACAUUGCUGAUCUGCGUUUUAUCACCUCUGCCAAACCGCCUCUCGCUCCGCCUGAGGGCGUCUUCAUCGCUGGUGCUACAAACCGCAGGGCGCGACCGCCCUCGACAUUCUCCAUCGUGGAAUCGCUGAUUUGUACAAACACUCUUUGUCUACACUAGCAUAUCAAGGUGUUAUCACACUGACUGCAGCUGGGUUGUGCUGUGUGUGUGUGUGUGUGUGUGUGUGUGUGUGUGUGUGUGUGUGUGUGUGUGUGUGUCCUCGUUUCCCUCCGUCCUGUGACAAUGGGAGGUAAAGAUUGGCUAAAGGGACACCGUGACAUUUUGACUGUUACAGCAACGCUUGUUGCAUCAUGGGAAAGUGAGUUUUUAAGAAUUUCCCGUCUAGCUAAACGUAGAAAAACAGCUCGUUAGUGUUGCUGGCGUUCCUCAAUGAAGUGCGAUGGUUUCCCCUGUUUCACUUCCUGUUCUCCUGCUAGUAGUCAGAUCAGGUUCAUCAUCCCUGAGGCGGCCGUGGACGCUCACCUGCCGCUCAGUCUCAGAGCCAAAGGUAAUAUUUGAUUUAGCUCCUAAAAACAUCACUAAUUUUAACACAUGUACCAAUGCUGCGUUUGAGACAUCCUGGGAACUGUCAGAGGUCCCAGCUGCCGUUAGGAAAAGUGCCCCCAACACCCCCUCCCCCAACAGGACGUCCCGCUGGGGCUCUCAGCAAAAUGACAUCAAAGCAAGUUCCUGCUACGACAAAAACCUUCUGUCAGGUGAAACCUGUCAACAAACAAACUCUAAUAUUUUAUUUGUUUACUGCAUUCUGCCAUUUCUUUUUGUGCACCAGCGACUUUUUGUAUCUGACAGAAAAAUAUGUAAUGAUGCUUUUGGGAUAUGGCAAGAAAUGAACGUGCUAAAAAUGGAGCUGUGGAACGCACCCUGGUGCAAACUGGGAGUGCAAACUGGGCACUUCCCAGCUCCCAGGACGUCUCAAACACAGGGGUAUAUGUGGACGUAAAGCCGGGUAUCCUCGGCCUCAAACAUAUUGGAAAACACCAAAAACAAAACAAAACAAAACAAAACUUGGUUUAAAGUUUCCCCGUUCCUUUAAAGCAGAGCAGACCUCUGGUUGUGUAGUUCCCUUUGCUGGUGUUGCUCUCUUUGCCAAAAGUGUUAUUUUAUUUUAAGUGCUAGUUUUACCUGAUUCUAAUUUGAGAGUAGUAUAAAGUCACAUAUUCCUAGGAAAAAAGGUCACAAAAAUGCCAAUUGUGUGGUCAGCCCAGUAAAACUAAUAUCAGACUGAGAGUGAUUCUGCUUUCAGAAGCUGAUGUUGAUAGCCUGCCAGUUUAUCAGCGGCUGUGUUGAGGAAUGCUAGCAAUGCUAACGAGUCGUUGUCCAGUGAACUGAAGUGCCAAUACAGAAAAACAAAGUUUAAGAAAAUGUCUCGGUGUGGCUUUAGCGCUCCCAGCCUCAGCCCUUUUUAAACUGAAGUGAAACAAAUGAAAAGUUGCACUGCUGAAAAGCUGAAAAAGAGAAAGACGUCGUCGGCGUAUGUGAUGGACUUCUGUUAUAUGCAUUGAGAAAAUACAACUACAAGUAUUUAUGAUUGAUGUAUCGUUAUGCUUUCUGCUUGCACUCAUCUAGGGGCCAACUGAAUGGUGUUGGCUUUAUUUUUUAUUGCUAGAAUAAGGUCAAAAAUAAUCCUACUUUAAAUUGUACAACGGAGAGUUUAGCAGUAUGGAAUAAGAGGGAAUCAGAGUCUAUUAUAUAACUGUGGCAGUAAGUGGAAGGCUUUGGAGAGAAGACAGAAGGAGCAUUUCAAAGCAACCUUUCACUUUUGUAAAAUUAAUUGUUAACAGCACGGGGUGUGGGGGGGUUCUGUUUUUUUUCUUUAUGGUCUUUACAAUUUGACACAGGAUACAUGCUGCACAUUAUGAUUUAGAAAAAAAUGACGUCUAACUGUGCAGAAUUAUGUUUGCCUCUGUGCCAAAAAUCCUCUUAGUGGAGGAAUUGUCCUGCUAGAUUUUGAACAGUUAAAACGUGCCAGUACAGAAGUCCUGUAAUCUAAUUUUGGAUGGAGAGCUUGUAAAACUGUCUCCUUUGUAAUUCCUACAGCAGAAGAAAAAUAUUCAUUUUUCUGCACAAAGCGACAGCCUCGUAUGGCGAUGUAUUGAAUUUGAACACAUCGUCCUGUCCUAGUUGAGUUUUAGAAGAGGCGACGGGCCGCUCGACUGCGUCAGACCUCCUGAAAACACACGAGAACUGACUGUUAAAUUUGUAAAAUAAAAGUGAAAAGUUGCUUUUGCUUAAUGUUAAAAAAAAAAACAAAAAGCAAAAUGUGAGUGAGCCCAGAGUUGUGAACCCACUGCAGGGCCGCGUUACGAUUGGAAAGUUUGCAAAAAAUUAGAAUCAAGGUUGUAGAAAUUCACCGCUGUUGAUCAAUGUGGAGAUCGAAAGGGAGUCAGGUUCAUGAUCGGAGGGUUGGGAGCAACCCAACAAAGCUCCGACUAGCCUGGUCUGACCCAGUUUGGCCUGGUUUGGCCCAGUUUGGUCCGGUCUGGUCCGGUCCAGCCCAGUUUGGCCCGGUCUGGCCCAGUUUGGUCCGGUCUGGUCAGGUCCAGCCCAGUUUGGUCCGGUCUGGCCCAGUUUGGCCCGGUGUGGCCCAGUUUGGUCCGGUCUGGUCAGGUCCAGCCCAGUUUGGCCCGGUCUGGCCCAGUUUGGCCUGGUGUGGCCCUGCAGUGGGACGCGAGGUGUUUGAGUGUGUUGUAGGAAGUGGGAAUCUUUCACUGUGGAGCCGUGUUGCUCAAAAAAAAAAAAAAAAGAAAGAAAAGAAAACAGAAACGGGUCAGAUAAUCAAAGAUUUAAGGAUCGGGAUUCGGGUAGCGGUGCCUUGACCUCGAAGGGCUGGACUCAGUGUUGUGACACGGUGUCCUGUGAUGUCACUUCCUGUGUAAGACUGUGCAGAUCUGUCCGUGGUGAGUAAAGUCGCUGUGUGUAUCACUGUAAACAUCAGGAAACCUGGGAGAGCCUCCCUCUGCUGCUAGUGCUCGUGUUUCUCCACAUUAACAACUACAUUUCCCAUCAGCCCCGUUGCUUCCAGGAAGAGCAGCGCCCUCUUCCUCUCAAACUGUGGAAAAAUAUUCACUGCAACUGCACUAAUAUCUGUAAUAACACAAUUUAAUUUGCGGAUGACGUGUUGAUGUUGACAUGAUACACAAAGCAGAUCUGAGUGCGGCUUCAUUCACUUUCAGUUCAGCCAGAUGAGCACAUUGAUGCUGAAAACAGAUGUUUUUUUCACCAGUCACAAAAACAAACAAAAAAAGGGACGAGAGGGUUUUUAGAAGCCGCGCUGCAACAAACUUCCUGAGGGACAAAGCAGAGGAAGAUGAUUUUGUCAGUCACACUGAAGCAGGAAGCGUCUGAGUGAGCUGAAAGUGAAGAGGAGGCGCUCGUGUCUGAGUCUGAUGGUCGAACACUGCAGAUGAUGAUGAUGAUGAUGAUGAUGAUGAUGAUGAUGAUGGUGGUGCUGGUGGCUUACCCUGCUGUGAUAUUAGUCGUGUCAGCCAGCCGCGGACCCACUCAGUGUCUCCUGUCCACCAUUUGCCAAAGCAUUUUUAUUUUCAGUUUUCCUCUAAUAAUUGCUCAGAUAAUUCAGUUUCCAGUGCAGGUAUCACUUCACCUUUUGUUUUUCUUGUUUGUAAAAACGUGGGAGACCGCAGACCCCCUGCACUGGCAGAUCGUCUCUCGUUAGUAUUCCUCGAGCCCAAAGCACACGGCUAAUUAAAAUGCUCUGGUUGGUUUGUCGUGCACUGUUCACCUUCAUGUUGGUGAUCAGGUGUCACUCACCUGUGGACAGGAAGUGUGUUUACACCUGGCGGCUCUCAGCUUCAAAUAGAAAUCAAAGUGAGAUCAAACUCAAGUAGAGAGAUCUACCAACACUUUCCCAAAAGAUGCACAGUCGUGCAGACGUGGCGUGAGCAAACUCCCCAGAAUGCAUCGUGUUGUGUUGUGGAAACGAGUACGAAAGAAAGAAAGAAACUAUUUUCUCCAAAAAGAUCGUUAUUGACGUUUAUCCACCAUUUUUACAGAAUCUUAAGCUCGUAUGAGAAUGUUAAAUUGAGCUAGUUACCGCUUUCUGCCACCGGGGGGCGACAAAGUAAAAUUACAGUUACACAGUUUGUUUUUAUUUUGUUUGUUUGUUUUUUUUUUUCAAACUCCAUUUUGUUUCUGAUUGGAGAUUUGAACGCCAGGUGUAAAUAAAUGAGGACCUGAGUGGGAACCCGGUGCAGAGCCCUGCACCGCCAUUUUGGCUCAAGCCCAUGCAAAUAAGAGAAAGAGAGUUGUUCUGUUGUUGUGUUUUACUAAAUCUCUAAGAUGCUUCUUGUUAAUUUAUCACGAUGUGUUUUGUUUUGUUUUGUUUUGUUGAUGUCUGUCUUUGCUGGUUUCCUGUACAGCUUGUUGACGUGCAGUUUUUUUCAUUAUUAUUAAUAUUAUUGUUAUUAUUAUUCUUGUUGUUCUGAAGCUUUUUUCUGGAUAUCUUUGCUUCGGGAGACGGUGCCGGCUUCCUGCAUGUUUUUUUUUUUUUUUUUUUAAAUCCUCUCUAAUGAAAACGUCGCUCCUCGACUGCAGAGGAGCGUCAGACCACAUGUCCUGUUCUGUUUUGUUGUUUUGUUUUGUUUUUUGUUUUUGGAAAAGGUUUGCAGUUUUUUUAAUGUUUCUGUUUUGUUUUGUUUUGUUUGUUUGAAGCGUUUUGGCCUGAAAUCCGCUGGCUUUUGUUUUGCACUUUAUUCUCGGUACGAUAACAGACAUCUCCGUCGGACGGAGAGCGGCGCCGGCGGAAACACCAGUCCACUGCUGGAGGAGCGACAGGGACUGGUGCAUCAUGGGAUGUUGGCGGAUAAAAGCGUUGCUACAGUGGAGCCUGCCCGUUGGUUUUCAUAACCACCAUAAUCAGUGAAAUGCACCUUUUUUUUCUGUGUCGGCCCUUUCUGUUUUUCUAGCGGCUGUUUGUUUUGUGUUUCUGAGCGUCGGUGUCGGUUUGUGAAGUUUUAAUGUUCCGGUUCGUUCUGACAGAAAAAGAAACGACAGCAGCAACAGUCUCAAUCUAUUUUCCUAUCGGACUGAAAAUAAAUGUUGAAUUCACUGGCA
Molecule: messenger RNA, 12209 nt
Organism: Myripristis murdjan (pinecone soldierfish)
Lineage: Eukaryota; Metazoa; Chordata; Actinopteri; Holocentriformes; Holocentridae
Gene: rfx5
Product: regulatory factor X, 5
Exons: 12
Coding region: 337-2589 (750 amino acids)
Biological process (GO): regulation of transcription by RNA polymerase II
Molecular function (GO): RNA polymerase II cis-regulatory region sequence-specific DNA binding; DNA-binding transcription factor activity, RNA polymerase II-specific
Source: RefSeq, a predicted model, not a curated record